UAAAUGGAGAGUACUCAACUAAAGAAAGAUCUAAGCUACCUCAAAGAUGACAAAGGAAAUAUUCAGGGGAGAUUCAUUCUUGGAGAUACAAAUAAAUUUAUAUGAAAACUUUUUAAUAAAAAACCGAGUCUGCCUUCUAAGAGAAGAAGCACUCACAGGGCAAAAUAAAACAUCUUUCAUAGCUCCUCAAAAGAUUGAGAAUCAAGGCAUGCUAAAUUCUCCAACAGUUACUGCAAAAGUUAAGAGUUUUAAGAAGAGAAAUCCAAACUACAGCGACAAAGAUCUGAGGCUCUACCUCCAAAAUUUGAAGAGGAGAAAGAAUUUAGUUUCAGAUAUAAAUAAGACUAUUACUUCUACCAAGGAGCAUAGCUACAGUAAACGCCCUAUGACUGUAAAAUCCCUACUAAUGAGUAAACAUCUGAGCAAGCUUAAGGAACUCAGAAAUAAAUCUGAGGGAAGGAAACUCCAAAAGCAUGCUGCAAUGGAACAGAACUGGGAGAAAUUCACGAGUUUUAUUAAAUCUAGGAUCCAAAGACCUAAAACAGGGAUCUCUUUAAUGAACUCUUCUGAUAACUAUAAGCAAUAUAAGUUCCAAAAGGAAUUUACAGAGACUCAAGAUCCUAAUCCAACCCAAUAUGGGCGAUCAGUUUGGCUUUCCAGUCUAAGAAGUAACGAAGAGGUUGAUAAAUGGCCGUAUAACCUCUCCAUAAAGAAGUACAAAAGAGCUAAGACUAAAAUCACCAAGAGGCAGAAUUACCCUGACUUUAUCCAUUCUUACCGUGGGACUCACUAUGCUUACACCAUCCUCCCUAUGCGGAAGCAUAGGGAGGAGGUUGUCAGAAACAGUGAUAUUUUCUUUAGUCAAAAAAUGGGCUUAAGUCUCUACAAGACUCAAGACUUCUCUAACAAUAGAACAAUAGAGCAGGGGACUGCCCCAGUGACAGCUAAGCUUAAUACCCUAGUGAGUGACCAAGAGAGUUCAAAGGUAGCCCAAACAUUUGAUGUUUCUAGCUAAGAAGAAAUUACACUGACC
Molecule: messenger RNA, 1033 nt
Organism: Moneuplotes crassus
Lineage: Eukaryota; Ciliophora; Spirotrichea; Euplotida; Euplotidae
Source: the annotation of a GenBank genome assembly